Molecule: messenger RNA, 1467 nt
Organism: Gilbertella persicaria
Lineage: Eukaryota; Fungi; Mucoromycota; Mucoromycetes; Mucorales; Choanephoraceae
Exons: 3
Coding region: 20-997 (325 amino acids)
Molecular function (GO): GTP binding
Source: RefSeq, a predicted model, not a curated record
UAUUAUUAUUAUUAUUAUUAUGAACCAUUAUCAUCCCACAAAAGAAUCCGUUGUUCAUGCUGUUGACUCAGAGUCUGAAUAUAAGGUGCCUUUACCUCAACCCUUUCAGAUGCCUCGUCGUCAUCUGACCAUGUGGGAUCAACAAGUCAGUCAUCAUGCCACUCGUCGUGGUUCAGAACACCAAAAAGUAUUGAGCACACUGUUUCCUUAUCAACCCAUGCAUGGCAACGAACCAUUAAUGUCUACAGAAGAUAUCACAACACAAGAUAUGUAUAUUGUAGAACCAGAUGAGGAGCCAAUGCAACAUUUAGUCUUACUGCCACUGGGCAAGACAGGCGCAGGCAAAUCAAGUCUACUGAAUCUCAUGCUGGGCUAUAAUGAAUUUACUGCCAAAGCAGCUGCCAAAUCUGUCACAGAUCGUAUUACAGAACGUACGGGUAUCUGGGUGAUUGAUCAGAUAGAGACACUGAUUACAGUAGCAGAUACACCGGGAUUUGCUGAUUCAAUGAACCGAGAUCAAGCGUUCCUGAGUGUGUUUAAAGAGUUUAUUCAGGACAUUGGAUCAAGAGUAGGCAUUGAUGCUUUUAUGCUUGUUUUUCAAUGUAAUUCACCUACUAACAAUAUUAUGGCUAUUUUGGACCAUUUCAAUACCAUGAUGCAGUCAUUUCAACCCACAACAUGGUGGCAUCAUGUCUUGUUGGUAUUUACCCGUGUGGAUUAUCACCCUCAACUGAAAUUACCCACCAAUAUCGUAAGCAAAAAACAAAGCAUCACUCAAGUCUUGGUGCCUGAAAUACAACGUAAAUUCAAUUUACCUUCUCCACCUAAAUAUGCUUUUGUGAGUUCAAAAGCACCCAAUUGUUCUUAUUCAAAAAAGGGACAAUGCGAUUGUUUUGCUGCAUCCAAAUAUCAUUCAGAUCAAAUGCGUACAUUGAAAUCAAGAGUAAAUGCUAUUUUAAUAGAGAAUGGUGGAAGGUGGAUGCCUUCUGUUGAUUAAAAAGAGAGGGGGGGAAUAAGAGUAUUAAGGUGUAUAAUUUUCAAAAAGCGUUGGACAUGAAAUAAAAGAGAAUAGGUGUAAUAUAGACUGCUACAAAACCAAUGCCUAAGACAAUAUAAGCCAAUGCCAUGUAUGGAUCACACUUUACCUGCAUAGACAAUCAGUUUAGUCACAAUAUCAACAUCGUAUCGAAGGGGUGCAUCUUCUAUGAUCAAUAAAGAAGUAGGGUCAAACACUUGUUUUUCAUUGGUCUUGAAUGGUUCUUGUGUAUUUCCACGAUACGAUAAUUGACUCUGAUGUUGUGCUUCCCUUAAAUCAAUAGCAGAUUGAAUACCAACAUGUUCAUUGUCUUGCAUAUUACUUGACAUGGAUUGAAAGUCAAGAACAGAAGGAACAGGGUGAAUACUCUCUCUUCUUAAACUCUUGUAGGUUCUAUAGUUUAACAUCAAUCAUAAGAACAACCGUCUAUA